Messenger RNA from Rhinichthys klamathensis goyatoka, 1357 nucleotides. It is a transcript of the gene slc35f6, whose product is annotated as solute carrier family 35 member F6. Gene Ontology annotation, biological process: transmembrane transport. The transcript is spliced from 6 exons. Gene Ontology annotation, cellular component: intracellular membrane-bounded organelle; membrane. The record is from RefSeq and is a predicted model, not a curated record. NCBI's taxonomy places the organism in Eukaryota, Metazoa, Chordata, Actinopteri, Cypriniformes, Leuciscidae. Gene Ontology annotation, molecular function: transmembrane transporter activity. The coding region runs from base 112 to 1239 and encodes 375 amino acids.
AGUGGAACGACCUGUUCAAGUAGCUAGUCAUCACCAGCAAUAGACAAAUCUCAAGACAGUGUGUCUUGAGUGUCUGAUGUUCACGGUCACUCACUCAGUCCCACACUCACCAUGGCUUGGACAAAAUAUCAGCUCUUUCUCGCCGGUCUGAUGCUCACCACAGGCUCUAUUAACACACUAUCCGCAAAAUGGGCUGAUAUGUUCUCUGCACCUGGAUGUUAUGGUACCCAAGAUCAUACCUUCUCCCACCCUUUUGUACAGGCUGUGGGAAUGUUUUUGGGAGAGCUGUCCUGCCUGGUGGUGUUCCACAUUCUCCUUUGCUAUGAUCGGCGCAAACCCGAGCCCACCAUGGAACCAGGCCAGAGUUUCAACCCCCUUCUUUUCCUCCCCCCUGCCCUUUGUGACAUGUUGGGAACGUCCAUCAUGUAUAUUGCACUGAACAUGACCAGCGCCUCCAGUUUCCAGAUGCUGCGAGGAGCUGUGAUCAUCUUCACCGGACUGCUGUCUGUAGCGUUCUUAGGACGGCGUCUGCAGCCCAGCCAGUGGAUUGGGAUCCUAGUCACCAUCCUUGGUCUGGUGGUGGUUGGACUUUCUGACUUUCUAAACGGCCAUGGGAAUGACUCCCAUAAGCUCAGUGAGGUUAUCACAGGGGACCUUUUGAUCAUCAUGGCACAGAUUAUUGUUUCAGUCCAGAUGGUCUUGGAGGAGAAGUUUGUUUACAAGCACAAUGUGCAUCCACUGAAGGCUGUUGGGACUGAAGGUUUUUUUGGAUUUGUCAUCCUCUCUCUCCUCCUCAUCCCGAUGUUCUACAUCCAUGUGGGCAGUUUUGCAGAUAACCCACGGCAGGUCCUUGAAGACGCCCUGGACGCCUUCUGUCAGAUUGGCCAUAAACCUCUCAUUAUCCUGGCACUGCUGGGGAACACUGUGAGCAUCGCCUUCUUUAACUUCGCUGGCAUCAGCGUCACCAAAGAGAUAAGUGCCACCACUCGCAUGGUGCUGGACAGUCUGCGUACUCUAGUCAUCUGGGCGGUGAGUCUGGCGCUGGGUUGGGAGAAAUUUCAGGGCCUACAGAUUCUGGGCUUCAUCAUCCUACUCGUGGGUACAGCGCUGUACAAUGGACUCCACAAACCCUUGAUGGACAAACUGCCCUGCUGCCCUAGAGAGCAGAGAGCAGAGGAGGGAGACACUCCUGAAAGAGAGAGACUGCUUGGUGGAGGAAAAGCCACCCAGGAGAGCUAAUUUUGGACGCUGAACAAAAUGCUGUCCACAAAGAAUUUUCUUAGUUUUAACAGUUGUUUCCAUUUUAAGAGAGAAUCACAUUUUAGUGUUGUUUUAGAAGUCUGAAUCAAUAUUUGAG